GGGAAAGCACACCUAUUCAAUCACACGUCUUUUGUUGUCGUAACAUUUUGGAGUGUUUUGGGGGGGUUGUUCAAUUCGCCAGAGGAGGGGCCGCGGGGGCAGACGCCCAAUUAAGCCACAGGUUGACACAUCUCGCCAUGGCUUCUCGUCUGCGAGCGACCACCGUGUUCGGCGGCGACGUCACAGUUGGCCCCGCGAACCGCUCGUACGGGAUGGGGAAGCACGCCGAGUGAAGCGCGUCGAACGAGGAGGAGAGGACAGAAGAGAGAGGGGGCGUUGGAGCGUCGGGACGCCGUGCGCAAAGCUCGAGAGGCGGCUUAGUGGACCUGUGGAGGAAGCCUCAUGAACGGAGGCGAGAGGGGGGAAGAGAGACACGGAAAUAGAGAGAGAGAGAAAGAGAGAAGAUUGCAUGGCUGUGACAACAUGAAAAAGAAAAAAAGUGGGGUGGUGUGUCUUCAUCCAGUCAAUUGAUCCAACACAUCUGCUCUUUGGGAGUGGAGGAAAAGAGACCAGAGGUACGCGGUCACAGUUCUGACCAUGGAGCCUCCCCCCUCUCUGAGCCUGGCUCUUCUUGGAGGCAGCGAGGAUGAAGACCAGCGUUUUCUCCUCCCCCUGGCGGGCAUUUCCCACCCCACGGCCUCUGGAGUCCAGGGUACUGGGUCGAAUCACUCCAACCACACGACGGCAUCCAGUCUCAGCCGCCUCAACGGCAGCAACCCAUCACCAUCGCCAGUCGCCACUCCCUCAUCCCUGCCAAAGUUGUCGUCGACCGGGCCGCCGCCCAUCCCCAAUGCCCUUCACCCUACCAGCACGCCGCUCUCCUCCUGCUUGGGGUCACAGCACAGCCUAGGCGGGGACAACUCUCCCAUCUACAAUGCCCUUUUUUACUCUUCCCACUCGCCCUCCAUGGAUCGCGAGAGGGAGCGGGACCGUGGGUGCAAGCACAGACAGGCCAGCCCGCUGGUCCACCGCAGGGACAGCAAUCCAUUCACCGAGAUCGCCAUGAGCUCCUGCAAGUACACAGGUGGCGUCAUGAAGCCCCUGAGCCGCCUAAGCGCCUCCCGGAGGAACCUCAUUGAAUCGGACAGCAGCAGUGAAACCAAAGAGGGCGGCGUUUCUGCUGUUGCUGGAGCCACGGCGACAGGGGGUCACGACCGCCAGCGUGAAGCUGCUACCUCCUUGGUCACCCAGUCCUCCACGAAUCAGCAGCCCCUCCAGAGCCCACCAGAGAUUGUAAUUUCAUCAAAAGAAGACUCGCCGUACCCUAGGGUAGGAUAUGACAUCAGCGACGCCACCUCUGACCAGAUGUCCAUCUACCACCAGAACCAUGCACUCGUGGAGAGUCGACGGGCACAUCCGGGGAGGGGCGCUAGCGGUUCCGGGGCAGUGGGACCUGGGGCCAGGGCCGGCACCACCAAGGCCUCUAAACGAAAGAACCAAAACAUUGGCUACAAACUGGGCCAUCGCAGGGCGCUGUUCGAAAAGAGGAAGAGGUUGAGCGACUAUGCCCUAAUCUUCGGGAUGUUCGGAAUUGUUGUCAUGGUUAUCGAGACAGAACUGUCCUGGGGUGUCUACACUAAGAGCUCCAUGUAUUCUCUGGCCCUGAAGUGUCUGAUCAGCCUGUCUACAGUCAUCCUGCUGGGCCUCAUCAUCGCCUAUCAUGCAAGGGAGGUUCAGCUGUUUGUCAUCGACAACGGGGCGGACGACUGGCGUAUCGCCAUGACGAUGGAGAGGGUUCUGCUGAUCGCUCUGGAGCUGCUGGUGUCGGCUGUGCACCCGGUGCCCGGCGACUUCAAGUUCCAGUGGCGGGCGCGAUUGGCCUUCUCGUACGCGCCGUCGCAGGCCGAGGCUGACCUGGACAUGGUGUUAAGCGUACCCAUGUUCCUGCGCCUCUACCUCAUCGCCAGAGUCAUGCUCCUGCACAGCAAACUCUUCACUGACGCCUCCUCGAGGAGUAUAGGUGCACUGAAUAAGGUGCAUUUUAACACACGGUUUGUCAUGAAAACACUAAUGACGAUCUGCCCCGGGACGGUGCUGCUGGUCUUCAGCAUCUCUCUGUGGAUCAUUGCUGCCUGGACUGUACGAGUUUGUGAGAGGUAUCACGAUGCACAGGAUGUGACCAGCAACUUCCUGGGAGCUAUGUGGCUGAUCUCCAUCACUUUCCUGUCCAUUGGCUACGGAGACAUGGUCCCUCAUACCUACUGUGGCAAAGGAGUGUGUCUGCUCACUGGAAUCAUGGGUGCUGGUUGCACGGCUCUGGUGGUUGCCGUGGUAGCAAGAAAGCUGGAGCUGACCAAGGCCGAAAAGCACGUACACAACUUCAUGAUGGACACGCAGCUCACAAAGCGGAUAAAAAACGCGGCGGCCAACGUGUUGAGGGAGACCUGGCUCAUCUACAAGCACACCAAGCUGAUGAAGAAGAUCGACCACUCCAGAGUCCGCAAACAUCAGCGGAAGUUCCUGCAGGCAAUUCACCAAUUACGCAGCGUGAAAAUGGAGCAGCGCAAACUCAGCGAUCAGGCCAACACGCUGGUGGACCUGUCGAAAAUGCAGAGUGUCAUGUACGAGCUCAUGUCGGAGCUCAACGACCGAAGCGAGGAUCUGGAGCGCCAGAUGUUGUCCCUGGAGCAGCGGGUGGAGCAGCUCACAGCCGGCUUCAAUGCUCUACCGGCGCACCUCUCGGCUACACUCAGCGCCCAGCACGCCGCCCUGGUCCAGCUCCUCAAGGAAAGAGACUCCAGGGACAUCAAAGAUGAAGGAGGAGGAGCUGUGGUCCCGCUUUCCCCCGCGGCCUCCACUCCAGCCACGACCACACCAGUAUCAACUCCAACAGCUCCUCCUCCUGUCCCGCCGGCCCCUCUCGUGGCGCCUUUGCCCAGCACGGAGGGGAGUUCAGAAGCGAGUCCGAACAGCAACACCUCCACCUGCUGAGACAGCUCAGAAGAGGACAAACGUGGCAAGAGGCCUCAAGAGUCCCCCGCAGACUAAACGAAAGAGAGGGCGCGCUGACAAAUGAGCCUCUCAAAUUGAUGAAGAUGGGACAACGGGGAGAAAUAAUGGGAGCGCCAGCAAGAGUGAUGACACUUUUGGGGGGGCGUGUUCCCUUUUAGGAGCUAUAGGGCAAGAGAAAUUUAACACGGAUGGAGACUCUAAAAGGUGCGGGGGCAGAGGGAGGAUGUCAAGAUGGUGAGAAAUGGCGCUAGAAAGUAUAAAAGGAGGAAGGAGGAGGAGAAAUAACGAGGACUAAUUAUAAGAACUGAAUGGAAUCAAGCCCCCCCCCUUCAAAAAAGAAAAAGCCUUUAUCUCUCUUUGUCUCUCUCCCGCUUUCCGUGCCCUUUCAUCAGGAAUUAAUGACCAUGACUUUUUAUCCUUAUGAUGUAUUUUCUAUCCGAUUGCUAAUUGUGUGAUAACGAGCAUCCCUUUAACGGAAGGUUAGAUCAAUAUGACCAGAAUUUAUUUCGGGGGAAAAAAGAAGAGUGGCAUGCACCGCGCACACAUCAUUACACCAUCCUGCAAUACAAAAACACACUUUCACAAUGCCCUUAAGAUAACACUAGAGCCUAUACUGCCAGUAGUCAAUGCACUGUCAAUCUGCACACAGCACUGCCAACCAAGGAACCAAUGUACAAACAUAUACUUUGAGAUUCCCAAUGCAGAGUUGUGACACUAAUAAUGCACUGAACUACACUAAUAACACAAUCAGGACGGCAAAUGCAUGCGUGUGAGUUCACAUUCAUAUCUACUUUAUCUAGGCUUGCUAUUUGGUCACAUCACCCCCCUCCCCCUUGAUUUUAAUUCAAAUGCAAGACAGGCAUCAACACAUUUGUUGUCAUGCUCUUAUCAAAUAUGAAUGACAUAAGCUUCUUCGGGACACAUGGGAGGGAUAACUUCUUUUUUAAUCUUCUGCUCAAAAGACAGCUAUCGUUUCAUGCUUAAAUGGCUUUGUAUUUCAUGAUGCAACGUUCCUAAGCUCGCAGAAGAAUUUGAUAGAUUUCUAUAAAUAUUUAGUGCCCGUUUUGGCAAGAACCAAACUUUAAAAAUAUGUUAUUUAUGGCAUUAACAUCAAUAAACACUGUGCAUAAACUACUGAUAAAUAAUACAUAAGAAAGUAAUUUUUUAUACAAUGAUCGUACAUUAAUAAAUAUCAAUUGCAAGACGUUGUGUGCUUCCUUAAUGAUCAAUAAAAUAGUCAUGUGAAAAAAUUUGGACACCCCAUUAAAUAUUGUUCUUUAUUAAGAAAUGUUCACAUUUCAAUGUCUGAUCUUGUUUUUCUUUAUCUGUGGAAAAGAAAGUGAUUUAAUUGCAAGUAAACAACAAAACUUAAUAUUGUUUUACUCAUUAAACAAAAUUUAUUAACAAAAAUGCAUAUUCUAACUGAGGAAAAAGUUAGGACACCCUACCACCUAAUAGCUAGUGUUACCCCCUUUGGCUGAAAUAACUUCAGUGAGACGCUUUUUGUUGCCACCUACCAGUCUUUGACAUCGGUCUGAAGAAAGUUUGCCCCACUCCUCAACACAGAAUACUUUCAGCUGUGUGAUGUUUGAGGGGUUUCUUGCAUGUACAGCCAGUUUCAACUCACCCCACAGCAUCUCAAUGGGAUUACGAUCUGGGCUUUGACUCAGCUGAUAUACAGUAUUUGAUUUAAUGAGUAAAACAAUGUUAUUUUUGUUGUUGUUCACCUGCAAUUAAAUCACUUUCUUUUCCAGAGAUAAAGAAAAACAAGAUCAGACGUUGAUAUGUGAACAUUUCUUAAUAAAGAACUGAAUAUAUAAUGGGUUGUCCAAAUUUUUGCACAUGGCUGUAGCCAAGUUUGCUCUGACAAUUGGCGACUGCAUCAAGACACAUUUUUUUAGCCUAAGUCCUGACAUUUCAACUGUUAGGUUUGUUUUUAAUUUUCAUCAGGUGCAUUGCUUUUAGGUCUUUUCAUAGACGUCACUAUCAGUUGACGGGAAACGGGGCUGCUCCGUAGGGGGCCUAUUUUCAAAAACUUAAAAUUCAAAUAUUUUCAAAACCAAAGCCGCUAGCGACCUAAAACCAAAACAGGCACCCCCUUUAGGGAUAUAUGAGUCUCCACGAGCAGCGGCAUCAGAAAAUUCAAAGUCGCUCCCUAAUACCGAUUAAUUAUUUUUUUAUAUAAGUAUAACAAAACUUAGAAUGUCUAGAAAAUUCUCAGAUUGUACGCAUUAUGUACAGAAUUCACCAAAUGCAGAGAUAAUCAUCUAUAUUUUCAGGAUCGAUAGCAAACAUAUCAUCUAAGUUUUUGCCCGAAAUAGCGACUUCAUUUUUUUUUUAUAUUUAGUGCAAUUUUGACAUGUUUUCAACAGCUAAUAAAUCACUCAAUUUUCACAUCAAAAACUUAAUACUUGAGGAAAGCAUGUAGAAUCAUCCUAAUUUUACUCAACAAAAGCAAAUGUUGCAUUUUUCUAUAUACAAUCACACUUUAUUUAGGUUGAAUUCCGAUGUCACUAUUGCCUCACCACGUCUUACCGCCUAUCUGGCCUUCAUUGUUUUUAGAUUGAAAUGUUACAUAAAAUAAAACGCUGAUUUUUUUUUUUUACUUUUUUGUAUGGGCGCAGAAAUGUCAAAAUUACUUCUUUUUUUUUUGCCAAAAAACGGGCAGUUGGUAGAAAUUACCUGAUAAUUUGAAUGCAAAGUUACGUUAUUGUGUAUGGAUACAAAAUCCAACAUGGCGUUGAUCACAAAACAGAGCUUUUUAAGUUUAAUAUUCUUGUAAAUAAAUGCAUAAAUCUGGGAAUUUCUAUAGAUAUGAACAUAAAACAGUCUAGAUUCUUGGUUAAAAGCAAAAAAAAAAACAAAAAAAAACAGGCAGUUGUCAUUCAUUUUACAGAAAUAUUUCAAGCUAAUGUUACGCUAUUUUUUUAAAGUCAUUAAUUUUUUCCACGUUUCAAAGUGCAUGCAUGGUGCUAUUUAAAAAUUACCUUGAAUCCUCAACCGAAUCACUCUUGAGACACUCCUUCCUGCAUGUACAGUAUGCACUAAAACUUUCAUCCAAGUCCAGCGUUAGAACGCAGCGGGUUUGAGUUUAUCGCAGUGAAAGCUUCCGCGACGCUCUGCAUUGCCCGGCCCCCUACGGGAAGCCAUGGAAGAAUGUCUGUUUUGUCAACUGAUAGUGAAGUCUAUGGUCUUGUAAUGACUGCAAAUUUGUCACAAAACUGCCCACAAUACCAACACUGUUAUAUUACAAUAUUAGACAAGCCAUUCGCCACAAAAACCUAUAAAGACUGUACGGCGUUGAACAAGCAGCUGUUAAAUUAAUUCAGCAUUUUCAAUUCUUUCAGUAAUAAUAAUUUCUUGUCAUGAAGAAGAAGGCAUGUCUUGAACAGUUGAUCAUUGAUAGCAAACUAGGUUAAAUCAUCAAUUACCUGUACUUUUUUUGGCUUGAUUGCUUUGAGAAACGAUGAAUCACAACAAUCCAUUUUGUUUCCACUCUAUUCAGUUAUCUAGUCAUCUUAAUGGAAGGACACGCUUAAAAGAUAAGCGUUUGCUAUCACUUUUUAAAAUCAAUAGAUCAAUAGCAGUUUUCCACUCACUAAAGUGCAUUAUGCUUGUGUGUGAAAUCCCACCAAAACUUUAGGGACAAGCUUGCACACAGUAAACUAAAACUACAAUGUCAUCCAUACACUGAAAGGGGUUGACAUGAUAAAUAAGAUAUACAGGGGUUGGACAAAAUAAUUGACACACCUAAAAAAAAUCAACAAAAACUAAUUUAAUGUGGUGUAGGUCAGCCUUUUGCGGCAAUUGCAGCCUCAACUCUCCGAGGUAUUGAUUAAUUCAACAGUGAAUUGUUUCCAAAGGAAUUUUAAGCCAUUCAUUAGUUAGAAUACCCUCUAUAUCUUUUAGAGACAAUAGCGGUGGAAAUCGAGAUCUUAUUUGAAUCUCUGACCAUAAAUGCUCAAUAAUAUUGAGGUCUGGGGAUUGUGACGGCCAUAUGAGAUGUUCAACUUCAUUAGAAUGUUCCUCAUCACAUUCUUUGAAAUGUCUGUGACAGCAUAAAAGCAUCUUAUUUUGAGAUGAUUCGACCACAUACAACAAUUUGCCAAAGCGCAUAUGACGAGAAAUUAGCCUUUUAAUCUACCGUUUAGCCCUGCCUGUCAUUAUAGCGCUCUAGUGUCCCCAGCUGGAGGAUGACGUCGGCAGGGUCAUGAUUUCAUUUGAUUUCGAAUUCAACCCAUUGAGGGGGGGGAUAUUCAGAAUGAGGAAAAUGCUACGAGGAGAGCAGCAAAAUGUCAUUGUUACAAUCUCAGUACUAUAAUAUUUUUACAGGGUAUUCUUUUUAUGUAUGUAUUUUCCCCAAUUGCUGAAUAAAUGUUAUGCUCAUGACAAAUAACAGUCUUGUGCCAGAUGGAAUGUGAAAUAUUAAAAAUGCAUUUAUUCAGUACUACAUGGCAUAAUUACUCCAUAAUCAUCAAAACUGUCGACUUCUUGCACCUCCCGAACGAUAUUUUAUGCCACCAGAGUAAGUCAGGCUUUUGUCAUUUCCCUACCCCAGGUUUGGAGAGCGUAAACAAACCAGGAGGCUUGACAGCUAGCCGACAUGCUAACCCAAAUCGAGCGACGUUUCCAAGUCUUAUUCUCGCCUUUCGAAGCGAAAAAUGACACAAAACUACCCUGGAUCAUGUCACACGGCGGCGGGAAAGUUGCAGCUCGUCGUUCCCCUGCUGCGGUCAGGAGAGCUCGUUUGCCGGGGAAGCAGCUGGAGCAUGACCGCCGGACGAACUGGCCUACGUCAGAGGAGUGCGUACCUGCCCGAGUACAACCCGAGCAUAGUGGUCUAUUGCUGGGCAUACGUAGAGGGCAGAGAGGGCUGGAAGUCUGGACGAUAUGGAGAACCGCAGUACAUAAACCGAGCAUACAGUGGGGAGAACAAGUAUUUGAUACACUGCCAAUGGGUUUUCCCGCUCUCCCGGUGGGCACGCGAAGAGGACCGAAGGGGGUGUGCGACAAGCCGCAGGUCGUCGGCUGAGUGGCCUUCUCCGUAGACAGGAAGCAUUGUCACCCACAAAAUGCAAGCCACCUCCUUAAUAUACCGUGUGCCAUAAUCCCAGUAUUUGACAUAAUAAAAAACAUGAUGUUUACUCACUUCCUCGUAAAUCCAAUGGUCCCACAGUUGUCAGACUUGUUUUGGCCAAUCUUCAUGGUAAACGGGAAUUUUUGAAACCCGAAAAAGGCUCACAGGCCUCUCCCUGGUGCAGCAACAAAACCCUGCAGCACAUUUGGCUGGCGUAAUGCGAAAAAUAGACAAAUUAAUCCACAAAAUCAGCCGAAUCCGCAGUACAUCUGCAUGCGAUAAAGCAAUGAUGUACUGUAUUGUGAGAUGCUGACCCGGGUGACAUCACAUUAGCAUUCCUCCUUAACCCAGAAGUCACAAAUGGCGUGAUUCAAAAGUAUAUAUCAGUCGCUUCCACACACAUCCAAGCGGUCCAAUUAAUUCAGGAGCAUAAAAUACCGCGUGAAAUAUGAAAUAAACAUGCUUUUUGCUGUCAUAGGCACUUUAACAAUUAUGUUCAAUGAUUAGAUGCCGAAAUGUUAGGUGUUUCUAUUAUUUUGUACAACCCCUGUUUUGGUUUUAAUUCUGUGAAAAUCAGAAUACCUGCUGGUUGUUUCUGUAUUGUUUUUGUUGUUGCUUGCCCUGACCAAAGUAUCAAAGUAACUCACGGUUUUUGGUCGUGACUGUACAAUGGACAUGGAAACUGAACACAUUCCCUGUUAAAUUUGCAGCUUUUCACGAUGAAAAUGAGGCCAACAUAAAUCGACGUAAACUUGGGCGUUAUACUUGUGGCAGUAAAGGGGCCACUAUGUUUUCUUCAAUGACAGCAUUCAGUAAUUUGGUCCAUCAGUCUGACACGUAUCGAAAUAUGUACUCAUCCAUCCGGCAAAUUUGUGGUCACCCUAUAGAUUUUUAUUUUUAAUUAGGUCUGGAAUGCGGCCAAGAAUUCAAGUUCCCUCAACUUAAGUAAUGACGACAACUGCUACAGAAAAUAGAUGGAUGCAUGACGUCCAUGAUCAUAAUGGAAAGUCUGCUUCAUUGCAUGGACUACAGUAGCGGUUUCAUUUACUGGGGCUUCCCUUGUCACUUAAUUGUAAUACUUUACUGAUUUGAAAAAAAAUGAUCAUAGCCCCAUGUUUUUGUUUGUUUUUUUACGUCAAUAUUAUACCAACUAUCCAAACAGGUUUGUUCAUGUUCUAUGUCUUGGGGGCUCUUAGGUUUUCAUCUUAGGUUUUUCCUAGGUUACCAAUAGCACAUAAUCAAUUACUUGAGAAGAAUAUGCCGUCAUACGGCACAAGACGGCAUGCUCAGUAACCUCUGCACUGAUGUUUGCGUUUCAUAUUCUUUUAUCCAUGGCCUACAAGUGUUUAUAAUACAGUUAUUUUUACUACUGAAUUGGCAUAGAUUGGUGGUAGACUACAGCGUGUUCCUGGUUCACAGACAAAAUAGUAGCUUUACUCAGUCCUUUUGCUAAUAUAGUUUGGACAGGCCCGGCCCUCGGUUACUAGGUGUCCUAGGCGACGUGUCGAUCGGAGCGCAACCCCUGUCCCCGCAAAAAAAUAUAUAUUUAUUUUCAAAAUAUUAUAUAUUUCAUCAAAAACACUGCAGAAGCUAUUGUUUCUAAAUAUAUGAAUAUAUGAUGAAUAGUUACUCUUUUUGCACGCGUUGCAUUUUGUUCAUACAGUAACACAAGCACACUAAUAUAAUUUUCUUAUAUAGCCAUAGAAAUCUCAACGCUGUUUGCCUCCUGGGCUUCAUGACCACUCUAUAGUGCCAUAGAGCAAAUGAGCCAUCAUGAAGCUUUGAAUAAAUUGGCUUCAUUGCUUCAAGAAGCUUAAUUUGCCCGUCACUGCUCAAUGUAAUCUCUCAUUUCCCUUGGUAGAGACAGACCUCUGCUGCUGUUAUCAUACAAAAUGCCUCAUUUUUCCUAGCAUGCAUUGCAGCACUACAGACGCAAAUAACAUUUAAACUUCCUUUUCUGUGCUAAUUAGUUUAUUUAAGUGUUCCAGUUGUUUCAUUCAUUGCUAGUUAUGCUAUUUAGUGUGUGGUUAUGUGAUAAUUUUAAGUUAGUUUUGAAACUGCGUUUGAAUGACCUUUGAUUUAACAUUAUUUGCCAUUUUACGGGAAAUGGAUCUGCUUACAUGAGCCCCUUUCACACAUGCUGAAACAACAGGAAAAUGGCGAGAUUUUAACGUGCAGCCCUUGUAUGUGAACACAAUUUCCCAGGUCGACUGACACUGAGAUUACGCGGACGUUUCAUGGGUCGCGUCUUAGUAUAAUGUCUGAGACUUUCUCGGUAAGCGGUGUGCAUGAAAGCAGGCGUUAAAUUCCCGGGUGACAGCACAAUGGCUGAUGACGUAAAUAUCAUGGCGGGCCAAUUGUCACUUCCUCUUUCUUCGCAGUAAGACGAAAAGCGGUAAACAAAAAUCGCAACUAUCAACAUAGCAAGUUGGAAAUAGCUAAAUUAAACUUAAAAUAUGACGAAAUUAAAUUGCUAUGGGAUUGUAGAGCUGAGGAAGAGAGUCCAUCAUCCAUCUUUGGAAAUGUGUGGUUUAUUUUGUUGCCGAUGUUAAGGCAACAAUGUGGAAACAAGGUUGUACUUCGAAGCAGAAAACAACGGAGGGAGGCGUUCAAGGGUUUAUUAAAUACAAACAAAAAUACACACGAUCGCGGAACAGGGGGAAUACCACAAUUGGUCCGUGACAGUAGGUCAACGGGGACCAAUAAUACUAACCUAAGCGGUAGGCAGAGAGCCGAUAAGACAACAAAACAAAUACACUCAAAUGCCAGCACAACGUAGGGGAUUUCAAAACAAGGGCAGCAGAGGUGUCGAAUGUCGCCCAGCAAGUUAAUAUCUCGACACCCUUUUCUUGGAUCGCCUGGGCUUAAAUACAGUCUUGACGAGCUUGAAUUGGCUGCAGUUACGACAUCGGUAACACUCUCUCUUGAACAAAAUACGAUUUGACCAACAUUGUGACAACCGAUGCCUAGCAAAAACGACGUAAUGUCCGGGUUUAUAAAAUCGCGCCAGCAGCCCUACCCGCACAGAGAGCGCCAUUGGGCAACACGGAACAAAUCUGUGAAAAAGUCCAACCCGCGUCAUUCUCGGGACAUUUCUACAUGCAUGAAAGCAAUGAUGCGAGUAAAUCCUGCGUCACCUUACACGGGAAUUUCCCUGGAUAUGUGUGUGAAAAGGGCUAUACUGUAAGCAUGGCCUGUUCGUCAGUGCCUCAUAAGUGCCACAAAAUAGGUGGCUAAUACAAUCUAGGUUGGAAAUGGCAAGUAUUUUUUAUAUGUAGUCGAGUUAAAUGUAACUGAUAUGUUAAAAAAAAAAAAACAUUCGGGAAGCGUAGCGUGAGAAAUGUUUUUCAGGGUAUCCCCCUCCCCCAAAGCAAUUUGUCGCCCCCACCACUAGAUGGAGCCCAAGGCAACUGCCUAGCUCACCUAGCCCCAGGGCCGGCCCUGAGUUUAGAUUACAUAGGCAAGGACUACUGAUUGUAAUCUUCACAAGACAUAGAAAAAUGACUGUUGUGAAUGAAUAAAUACAAAUUAUGUUAACUCAUUGGCUGCCAUUGAUGGUUAAAGACGUCCAAUCAAAAUCGCUGCCAACCCCUCUCAGUUGAAAUAGAUUGGACGUCUAUCGCGAUCGAUUGCAACCAAUGAGUUACUAGAGUUUAGAAUGUACAGUGUAUCACAAAAGUGAGUACACCCCUCACAUUUCUGCAGAUAUUUAUGUCUUUUCAUGGGACAACACUGACAAAAUGACCCUUUGACACAAUGAAAAGUAGUCUGUGUGCAGCUUAUAUAGGAAAGCCCGCCAACAGUUUCCUGAAGACAUGUCAACAAAUCACAUGGAUUACUGGAACCAUGUCCAAUGGUCUGAUGAGACAGGCGGGCUUUCUUGUGUACCAUGUUCAGAAAAGGCUUCCUCCUGGAAUGACAGCCAUGCACACCAAUUUGAUGUAAAGUGCGGUGUAUGGUCUGAGCACUAACAGGCAAUGCUGACAGCACUCCUGUUACGAGUCACAUGACAUUUUGGAGGGAAAAUGACAAGCAGUACUCAAUUUGGACAUUUACAGAUGUAUGUAGUUUCUAAGGGGUGUACUCACUUUUGUUGCCAGGGAUUUAGAUAUUAAUGGCUAUGUUUUGAGUUAUUUUGAGGGGAAAAUAAAUUAACUCUAUUAUAUAAGCUGCACACAGACUAUUUUUCAUUGUUUUAAAGUGUCAUUUUGCCAGUGUUGUUCCAUGAAAAGAUAUACCGUAUUGGCCCAAAUAUAAGACGGUGUUUUUUGCAUUGAAAUAACACUGAAAAAGAGGGGGUCGUCUUAUAUUCACGGUCUAGACAUUAUACCCAUUCACGACGCUAGAUGGCGCCAGAUAUCAUUGAGGCGAUGUUGUCAUGACAGAUCUCUGCUACUCUUUUUAGUUUAACCAGUUUGCAUUAUUUUAUUGCAAUGUUUUUCCUUAUUCAGAUUUGUUUCAAAACUACAGUUACAGUUAGACUUCACUUUGAUGGUUAAUGCAGUUAGUGCAAUUUUGUUGUUUUAUCACAAUAGAGGUUUAUUUACAUUUCAAAAACCAGAAGCCAUUCAUUUACGAAUGUGAUUGCACUUUAGUUUACAUAUUUAAAUGUUCAGAUAUUAAGAUUUGAAUAAGGCAAAAUAACAUGCUUUUUCUCUCAAAUAUAUUGUUAUAAACAUUUGUUUCGGAUGUACUGGAAUUAUUUUCUGUAUAAAAAUUGAUUUGGUGUUCAAAAAGUCUUUUCAACCUUGAGUCUUGAAAAAGAGAGGGUCGUCUUAUAUUCGGGCCCAUACGGUACUUGAAUAUCUGCAGAAAUGCGAGGGGUGUACUCACUUUUGUGAUACACAGUAAAUUGUUGUUGAAAAUUUGCAAAUAGCUAACGUUCCACUAACGACUCUGCCGUAAACCAAGGAACCCCGUGUGCCAAAUGAAAGAAAGCGUCUCCUGCAUCAUAAAAACACCCUGUUCUCAUGAAUGUAUGCUUUAGAUUGCUUGGUCACAUAAAACACUGUACAUACACACAACUCAAGAACCAAAGUGCUCUCUCCUAAAUGGACCCCAAUAAAAGGCAGGGAACACUGCUGUCACCAUGGACAAAAGAUAGCAGGAGGACACCUUGACAAUAUUUCUGCGAGGGAAUAACUGUGAAAAUCCGGGCAUGCAUGAACUUGUAAAGAAUGCUGGACAGUGCUGGGAAAAAACUACCCAAGAUGGGCUCUGAUGAACACAAGUAAACCUUACAAAGGAUUCAUGGCCAUGAAGGAAAUAUUCUUAAUAUUUACAAAAAAAGAAUGAGAGAUGACAGAAUACUGGAUGGUUCAUAAUUGGAAAAGACACAAACCGACUGUUGGCAUUACAGAGACAAUUUGGAAAAGUGUCUUAUAGCGACACGCUGUGGCCGGAAUACUGACAUACAUGGGCUCUGAAUAUAAAUGUACAGUAUGCUGUUAAUGAACUCUAGCUUUAUAUUGCUUAGUCUUUUCUACCAUCAAGAUAAAGCUCGGUCCUAGCUGAUUAUCUGAUAUUACCAUAGUAUUCUUCCCAUUCGUUACCACAAAUAUAUCUAUAUCAGUGAUAAGUUGAAGGAACAUCUGGAGUUGAAAUUAUUUUGUAAUUUUAUUUUAUCAGAAAGAAUAAAUAAAGUAUAUAUCUAUAACAUGACAGAUACCCCCGCAUUCUGUGGUUGCGUUUUUGUAUCGGCAAAGUGAAUCGUUUCUCAUUUACAGAACACCACUAUAGAAGCCCAAUUACUGUAGUGUUAGGCAAAAUGAUAGUGGUUCCUUUCAUCGCCAGCCAUUAAUUGUCCCCUUUUGUCUUUUAUUCCUCUCCAUAGGAACAUUAGCUCAUUUUGUGUCCCACUUCCACUAAUGGAGAACAAUUGUGCUUAUGUUUUUAAACCCCUGCGGCGAUAUUUCCAUUCAGGUUUCUCAUUAUUUCCUCCAUUCAAUUGUAGUGUGUUAUGUGAUGUUUCGAUUAAAGGGAGACUUCACAAGAGAUUUUUGCAGAUUUUUCCAGCAGCUAUGCUUUUAAGGCAUAUUUUCAGGCUGAAUCAUUUAUGUC
This is a messenger RNA of Corythoichthys intestinalis (scribbled pipefish), 14089 nucleotides long. It is a transcript of the gene kcnn3, whose product is annotated as potassium intermediate/small conductance calcium-activated channel, subfamily N, member 3. Bases 538 to 2931 code for a protein of 797 amino acids. The transcript has 10 exons. Gene Ontology annotation, cellular component: neuron projection; neuronal cell body; plasma membrane. Gene Ontology annotation, biological process: potassium ion transmembrane transport. The record is from RefSeq and is a predicted model, not a curated record. Gene Ontology annotation, molecular function: small conductance calcium-activated potassium channel activity; calmodulin binding. NCBI's taxonomy places the organism in Eukaryota, Metazoa, Chordata, Actinopteri, Syngnathiformes, Syngnathidae.